CGCAUAUAUCUUACCGAAUGCUUUUAAAAUGAAUAGGAAAAACAAGUGGGGAGACCUUUGACCAAAAGUUAAUAAGCAUUACGAUUCGCGCCAAUAUUGUUUACAAAUAUGCGAAAACAUACGAAGACAUACGACUUACUUAAGCGGGUGAAUUUAAAUUCAACAGUUGCAGGUUUGCAGUUACUAGUUAAGACUGUCGUACUAAUACAAUAAGAUCUAGUUUUUGGAGUUCUUUUUCAUAGCAUCAGCUGUAGAGUGACACAGUUUUAACCGAAUUGAUAUGCAGGAGUCUUAAGUAUUUCUUUGCAGCUGCGCAGAGUUGUCAGACUGCUAAACUCCUUAUUAGAAUCUGCAAUGUCCAGUUACGUUGAUAUAAACGCGCGGCAAGGGUUCUUUAGAGAAUUAAGAAAUAAUUUAAUUUACAUAGUUGAACGAUUAUAAUAUUUUCAAGUUUUUUAAAUCAAUCGUUGUCUUCUUUAGUAUUUUAUCCUGCACAAGCAUAUUUUACACCAACGAUUAUGCUAUGGGUGAAAGAAAACGCGAACGUGUUCAAAAAAGACGUAGACCAUCGCUACGAGGAGCUCAAAAGUCUUCUUCAGAUUCUGAGGUAGCUCUGUUAAAAUUUCGAGAUCGCAAGACUAGAGCUCGGGAUUUGCUCCCAUGGCCAAAAGCUCUCGAAACACUCACGGUCGACGAACUCGCACGUUACAGGCGUAAGCGAGUACCAGAUAGUCCAAAGGACACCUUGGGAGCUCGUAACUAUGAAGAUAAUGACCAUGAAUUCGAAAAUCUUUCCACGGAAUAUAGGAGAGCUUUUAAAGCUACCAGUGAAGAAUCACUAUUGAGAGCCGACGAUGAGAAAAUUUUCGCUCACAAUUUUGCUAGCAACUAUUCUAUUCAAUCAAUAAAUAAUCCAAAAGUUAAUAUCAAUGACAAGUCGAUGGAAGCUAUUGAAAUUUCUCAGGUUCCUGAUGUUGCGAAACGGUCACCUAUUCGCAGAGGGACAAGUUUAAAACACGGUGGUGCAUUUUAUACCGACACUGAGUCAGCAAACUAUAAAAUAUAUGAAGGUAUCCACCGUGCAAAACUGGCACGCCGGCCGACUUCCUUGAAGAUGGAGGGAGACAUGCGAACUGUCACGGAACAGUGUGAGAAGUUCAUCGAGUGGUUGAACGUCAGUAGACCAGAGCUCGCACGUAUACCAACUAAUUUAAAACUAGAAGGACAAUUUGAGACGUCUACGGAGAAUCAUGACCAGUAUGUGCCAUUCGUUGGAGCCAGAAGACCGGAAAUACUUCGUCAAAGAGCUCAUCUGAAACUUGAAGGAGAAUCGAACUUUAUUCCCGAGUAUACUGCUGUUUUUAAACCUCAUAUUACUCGAGAAAAAAGAUCUCUAAAAGUGCCAGAGUCCCACUUAAAAUCUGGAGGAGAAUUUACCGGCAGAACUGAGCAUUAUCAAAAUUUCCUCGAUCCUCGAGGUGCAGUGCCUAUGGAUCAGAGUCAAGAACAUGUUAUUCAUCAGAUUGAAGAUUCGAAACUGCAAUUGGAACGUCAAGAACAGGAAUGGAAGAAAGAAGAAGACAUGAACAUUCUGGUAUCCAAACUGGAAGAUCUCAAAGGACCACCUCUGGGGAUACCUGAAUAUAAAGAUGCCUACAAAGACUUCCCACGAGAAAGACCAAAAUUAUUAAAACCCGAGGAUGAAAUAGGUCGCGCAGAUGGCUCGAAAGUUAAUUCAUCAAAUCCAGGAAAAUUUUCAACAAAAAUUGACCAGGAUCCUGAGUACAAAUCUAUGUAUCUCGAUAGAGGCCAGCCAAUUUAUCGCAAGCCACCAUUGUCGCGAAGACCAUCAGUAGCUUCUUCAGGUUUCAAUAGACGUCUAGUACCUGAUUUACGACAGUAUCAUCCGACCAGUGAAGUUAGAUCUCAAUAUGUGCCUUAUGGUAAUGUACCACGAACAGAAACACUUAGAAGGCCAGUUAAUUUACGUCCUGAAGGUGACAUGAACCUUCAUCCAGAGUAUCGUGAUGCUUAUUGUACAAAACGAGACUACUCAGUCACAGAUGUCAAAAACCAAUAUCGUGAUCGUAGUCUCACUGAUUUUCGUAGACAUCAAAAUAAUUGGCUCACUAAUAAUGAUAAUAAUAACAACGAUGAUCAGCGUGGUAUAGAAUAUUCUGAGUGCGAUCAAAAUGCAUUCCAAGUACUUCACUCACGAACCCAAGAUGAUACUGUUGUCAAUAAACCGCCUGUUAGAGGGAGAAGGGGAUCAAAGGGGUCAAUGCAAGUAUCAAGACCAACUAAAUUGGAUUUAACUAAUCCAGCAACGGACAAUCGCUCUCCUAGCCCCUCGUACCGUCUUCAUGUUUGCAACGUAGAUGACGAACCGCGAGGCUUUUUACCACAACGUCCGUCUCUACAACACAACUCUUCGAGUCCAAUACAAGCUUCAGGCAUUGACGACACAAGGUCUUAUUCUCCGAGCUUUGGAAAAGAAUUAAAACAUUCCAAUGACAACAAUAAUCAAGCUUUCGUUGUUCUUGACAAUGCUAGUACGUCAGCAGUAAAAGUACCAGAGAGCAGUAAAAAACGUUUCGAUAGAAAUUACAACUAUGAAAGUAGUGAAUCUAGAAGAAGUAGAAAUAAAACACCAUCUAAUUGGAUGCCUCCAUGGUAUGAUAAUACCAAUACAACAUGAAUAAUAUUUAAAAGUGCCUUAAAUAAAUUUAAUCCGUUCAAUUUUAUUUAUAUCAAUUGAAUUGUUUAAAAAAAUAAAGAUUAAUUACAUACCUUAUA
Molecule: messenger RNA, 2796 nt
Organism: Cotesia glomerata
Lineage: Eukaryota; Metazoa; Arthropoda; Insecta; Hymenoptera; Braconidae
Exons: 7
Coding region: 524-2698 (724 amino acids)
Source: RefSeq, a predicted model, not a curated record